Gongylonema pulchrum is the source of this 483-nucleotide messenger RNA. The record is from the annotation of a GenBank genome assembly. NCBI's taxonomy places the organism in Eukaryota, Metazoa, Nematoda, Chromadorea, Rhabditida, Gongylonematidae.
AUGUUUGUCCACGUGGGCGAUGGGAGCACGCUGAAGACGGUGCAGGCUGUCGUGCAACGCGAUGUUUGCCCGAAAGUACCGGUGGGUAGUGCAGUGGAAAUAUGUGGCGAUUGGGUUCAGAGUGCCGGAAAGCAGCAAACCAUGGAGUUAUACGCCGCGCAGUGUCAAAUUGUCGGAUUGCAACGAAGACCGUUCAACGAGUUGCCAUCGGCGGAUUGUUCGGCUGAUGUUUUACGCAAAAAGUACCACUUACGCAUGAAGAAUGUGGCCUUUACAUGCAUGCUGCAGCUUCGUUCACGACUCGAUCAGCUCACCCGUGCCUUCUUCCAGGUCUUUUGCACUAAUUUUUAUGCAAACUGUUACUCCAGAAUCCGAUUGGGGUCGUUUAAUUUGGGUCAGCUGCCAGCGCCCCGAGUUUUUACCUCUGUUUGGUUCUUUAUCAUUUUUGGCGUCCUGUUGGGUUGUUUGCUACUUAAUGGGUAA